AUGUUUGUAAGACAAGUUUGUAGAGUGAUAGGGGUUUAUCAUUGGGUUGGUCUCGAGUGUAUGCUGUUCACUGAACAUAUACAAUAUUCAACAAUAAGCGAGAAACUAUUAUAAAGAUAGCUUGAUUCAAUAGGCGGUCUAUGAAAGGUGUUUGAAUGGAUUUUUUAUUUUUAACACAGCAAUAAGUUUUAUGUGUUUAUUGGAGGCCAGUGUAAGCCAUGAUAGGGUGUUUGAGAGAAUAAACCGUAUGGAUAACCGUUUCUCCUGUCUAAGAGUGGUAUUUCUUACUAAUAGUUUAAUAUCGAUAUACCACACCGACUGCUAGAAUGGGGGUGGGACAGGUAAAGAGGGCGUGGUUCUGUAUCCAACUCAUCAUAAGCUGUGUUCCAGGGGUAUCAGCAGCAUUAGAUGAAGCGUUAAUAGGAGUUAUAGCUGCCUCGGCAGUUCUAGGAUUAUUCACCCUCAUAGCCAUUAUAUUUACAGCCUGUUACUGUCAUAGACUGAUUGAAAAGAAACGUCUGGAGAAGAAUCAACCCGGUUUACGUCGAUUACCAGAGGACUAUUCUACCGUGUCCGGCUAUGUCAACUACGGAUACCCAGAUAACUGGUUUUACACUGAUCCUUAUUUCUAUGGUCAUCCCAAACAACUAGGAUCUUAUAGACCAAAAGUUCUAACAACGUACGAUGAAGGUGUAGAAGAGAGUCGUCGUGAGCACGAUGAAAGGCGGGUUAAAACUAUGGGUGAUGUCCCAGAGGGCCAUGUUAUAGAGGAUAUUAACCACAAAGUUAUAAAGAAAACUCAUAAAAGACUUUCUGAUUGGUUGAAUUCCAACUAUGGCGAAACUGGUGCUGCCAUGGAUAUUGGACAAGAGGAAGAUGAUGAUCUUCCAUUAACGGCUCAUCAGACUAGAACUCAAAAUAUUCCACCAGGCAGCUAUUAUAAAGACGAUGGAGAAUUUACAAUCAUAGAUUAUGUUGAUGAUGGACGGUCUGAAAAAAAUGAACGCCGUCAAAGCACGACUCCAGACAUGUUUGAACGACAAGCCCAGCCGCUUCCACCGGCCUUCAUGCCUAAUCAGUAUAAAACAACCAUUGGUGUCGUUCAAGAGAGAACAUCUAAACAAUUGGAACAAUGGGAGAUAAGAGAGGGUGAUCAUGAGGACUUCCCUGCCUUAACAUCCAGUCCUGUACCGGGAUAUAGAAAUGAAAACGGACCCUUUAACCCAGCUACAGGCAUCAUAGCAGACGGGGCAGCUCCAUCCCAAAACUCUGUGGGUUUUGACUAUAAUAACCCGGACGGUGACAGUUUCGAAUCCCAUAGACAACGAGUGGCAAACAUGGGUUCUGUGCCUAUCCUACCGCCUGAUGAAUAUGAUAGUUAUAAAGACUUUAUGGCCGAUCGUUUGAAACAGUAUGAAUAAAUGACAGCAAGCUCAGUUGAACAGUUCUGCAUUGUUCCAUAGGUCAUACUGAUUUAGAAACCCUGGUUAACCCUGAUAAAUAAAAAAAAGCUAAUGAUUUACUCUGGAUAUCUGAAGAUACGGAUGACUUUGAGGCGUGGUCUAGGUUCUUUCUGGAUUCCGAAUUGAUUAUUUUCCACAUACGAUCAUUCAUAUAAAUCGGGAACACAGCAUGCCGAUCUUCCAUGAACUCGGAAUUCAGAUCUGGAUUAUUGGCAAUUAAUAUAAUAUAAUAUAAUAAUAAUAUAAUAAAAUUGUAUUAGUUUUCACAAUCCAGGUUUGAAUAGGCGACAGACAUGUGCGUUGAACACGACAAUAGUUUCUCUAUUCGGAUUUGAAAAUCAGCAUACAGGACAGUUAACACGGUGGGUUUCGAAUCUAAAAGGACUCUAAAUCCGGAUCCCGGGCAAUCAAAAACACCUUAAUCACACCCGUGUAUACAGGAAACGGUUUCUUUGUGGGUUGGAACUUGAAAGAUACUUUAGAGUUAGAUACUUGGCAAUUAAACUCGUCCUUAAGGCGUGGUUAAUUAUCACGAAUCCGAAAUUUCCAGAUUCGGAACCCAUUGGGCUUGUUUCCUGCAGAUUCUGAAAUCAGAAUUCAGAUGCUUGAGAUUGGAAGAUGGCUGACCUUCACCUUGUAUUUGAAAUUUGAAGAAUGCAUUAUCCCAACAUUUUCUGUUAUUGCGUGAACUGUACGGAAGUUAACCAUACACACGGUGACUUCUAUUUUGUCAAAAAUCAAUUUACGUCUGAAAAAAAAAUCUACUCUCAAAGGAUUGAAGCGGAAUCGCGACCUAAAAAAUAAAACAAGAAUCGCCAAAUCACCAUUGACAAAGUUUAUCAAUUCAGCGCUGUUUAUCCUAACUAUGUUGAAUUAAAAUUGAACCGUAUGUUAGUCCCGAAAUGACCUAGUUUGUGUCGAAUGGACGUUAAACCCCCUUUCUUUCUCUCUCUCGUUGUUGUCGAAGCGGAGAAAACAUAGACCAGAAUGAUCGAGGCUAAAUGUUUUAACCAGUAAUAGGCUACCAUUUGUAGUUGGAAGUUAUCUGACUGUAUUGUUCAAAUUGGGAAAGGGAAACAAUUUGUUUGUAGCCUAUGUAUCUAUUAAAUGAUCAACAUUUUAUUUUGUAUUUUUUGUACAUAAAAGUUAAUAUUUCUAUUUCAAAUUUUAAUAAAAUGUUUUUACAACAA
Messenger RNA from Patella vulgata (common limpet), 2653 nucleotides. RefSeq lists its product as uncharacterized. Bases 327 to 1421 code for a protein of 364 amino acids. The record is from RefSeq and is a predicted model, not a curated record. Lineage: Eukaryota; Metazoa; Mollusca; Gastropoda; Patellidae. The transcript is spliced from 6 exons.